Endocarpon pusillum Z07020 is the source of this 1311-nucleotide messenger RNA. RefSeq lists its product as uncharacterized. The record is from RefSeq and is a predicted model, not a curated record. The transcript has 3 exons. Lineage: Eukaryota; Fungi; Ascomycota; Eurotiomycetes; Verrucariales; Verrucariaceae. Bases 1 to 1311 code for a protein of 436 amino acids.
AUGUCUUCACAAGCAUCCGGCUAUCGAAAAGAGAACCCGCCACAAGCUCAUGCUCCGCACCGACUCAAAUGUACCUACAAAGAUUGCUUUCGAUAUUUUUCCAACGAGAAAGACAUGAUGAUGCACAAGAAGAAAGAGCCAAGUCACGAGUACUGUCACAAGUGUGACGUGGAUUGCGAAGACGACUCGGACCUCUUGAUCCACAUGAUUGAGAGUGGCAAGCAUAUUGUUUGUCCUAUGUGCGGACUGGAAUUCAAAAGUAACGCUGGUCUCGAAAGUCACAUCCCGCAGGCAAGAAAUCAGCGCUUCGAGCAAUCACAAAAUCUCAAAUGCGUUGGAUGUGGGGACAAAUUUGCCCGAGCUGCAGGAUUGAUGCAGCAUAUCGAGAACAACGAAUGUCAGGUCAUCACCCAGGAGGUUUUUGAACGCAGGAGAGCGGAGAAGGCGAUUUCAAAGGACGCUUGGGCAGCACAGUUGAAGCCGGAAGUCGAACAGCAAGUCCCACGUGGGCACAUGUCGACGUUCAGCGGUACCGAUGCUAGUACUGAGCAUGGCGGUGUUUCUCUCCUUGACGAAGAUAACCCAUAUGAAAGCAACAUCCGCAGUUCUCGGCAAGAUUACCUGACUCCUUCCCUGAACAUGCUCAGUCUUCGCGAUCAAUAUCCCACGCUGCAGAAUCUGAACGCUCCAAUACAAAAUACAGUGCUCGACCAAGAGGGGCGAAGCGAUCUGAUGUCAUUCAAGGGCGAUCUCCUCGAUGAGAACAAGAUUAACGUAGCAUCAGCUUGGAGUGCUUCCACACCAGCAGCGAGCACUCUUUUCCCCAAUUCAAAACCGCCUCUUCGCCCUACAAAGGAGAACAGUGACAUCUCGGGUGGAUUGGGUGCUCCCAGAUCAUCCCUUUCGACCGAUCCAAACGCCCAUCUAGGCACCAGACCCGGUCCCAUAAAGCCCGCAGCAAUCCUCGAACCGAUGAACCACUAUAACGAUCUGACCAAGAAAUUCGAGUGCCCAGGGAGGAAGUGUGGUGGAAGUUUUGACACUGUUGAAGCAUUCAACGCACAUCUCACCAGCAGUGCUCACGUUGGAGGCCGCACUGUCUGUCCAUCGUGUCUCAGCAAAUUCACCUCGACGAUGGCUUUGGUUGCACAUUGCGAGUCACCAAGCAAGCGCUGCAACAUUCGGAACACUGCCAACUACAACCAGGUCCUACGAGAGAUCACUGGUGGGCUGAUUGGUACAGAAGGUCAUCACAUUGACGGAAGUGUCCGAUACGUCGCCAACGAUAUCUCGCAGCCGGGGUAUUGGUGA